CACGUGCACGUGUAUCAAACUGCCGUGAAGCUGCUGUCCCUGCAGAGAUGCUGCUACAUGGACCGAGUGCUUGUUCAGCAUGUCGUGGCUGCACUGGAUUCUGUGGGCGGAGCUACACACCAGCAGGAGGUCAUGAUGGACGGGGAGGAAGUGAUGCACUUUCUGAACAGUAUGUUUGAUCAUGCGUCAAAGGACAUUCCUGAGGAAGCUCCAGAGGAGAUAUCUGGUCUGAUGUUCAGGUUGUUUGACAGGCUUGGGACGGGUCAAGUGUCUGUUCGUUCUCUACAGACCGCUCUAGUCGCUCUGUCUGCUGACUUCCUGCUGCCCAAGUAUCAAAGUUUGGUGAGCAUUUCAGCUGGUGGUUCGGGUUCCGUCAGCCAGUCCGGACUAAGGUCUCUGCUGCAGGACUUGAACCAGGUUCCUCUGGCGGUUCAGGGCGGUGAGGCGUAUGGGGGUGUGGAGGUGGCUGUGAAGGCCUGCUUUAAUGGGGUGCUGACCCCGACAGCUAGUGAAGAGCAUGUGCUGACAUGGCUGCAGAGCGAGCCACCCCCGUUGCUAUGGUUACCGGCUUUGUUCCGGCUUACCGCCAGUCAGAAGGUUCGUCACCCUGUCCGCUGCCACAGCUGUAAGACCGCCCCCAUCAUUGGGCACAGGUAUCGAUGCAUGAGGUGCAUCAAUGUACAUGUGUGUCAGAGCUGCUUCCUGACUGACCAAUGCAGAGGGAAGCACAAAGCCCACCACCCGGUACAAGAGUUCUGCUCUCAGCCCACCUGGAGGGAGUCUCUGUUCUCGUUAGUGCGCAGCGCUCGUCAUGCCGUGUUGCAGAGACGACGCACUCAAAGAAUUGUGCACAGGAAAGUUCAGAUGUGGGUGGAGCCAGAAGAAAAGAACAACAGUUCACCACCUUCAGACAGCUCACAGCCAACGACCUCGGCUCUCAGCCCCUCUGAGGAUCCUCUUCCGCCAUCAUCUUCAUCUAAAGCUUUGCAGACAGAGGAGUUGCCAUGUCAGCAGCCACCUGUCCUGCUGACUGAAGUCAGAAACCUGCAGAGAGACAAGUGGCUGCUGGAGCAGCAGAUGAGGGCGUGGCAGCUCACUGUCCAAUCAGAGCACAGCCUUUUGGAGGACAGGUGCGCCAACAUGGAGGGAACCUUAGAAACACUCAGACAUCACAACAACCAACUCCGUGACAUGCUGACACAGGCUUUGACCAGGAUAGAGUCCCAGCAAAACCAAAAGGAAAAUCUCCUCAGUGAAGAAAAAAGUGAAACAUCUGCAGAAGAAUGUCAAGAAAAAGCAGAGGAAGAGGAGGAGCAGCUAGAAAAGAAGGAUGAGGAGUGCUGCAGUGAAACAACUCAAUCUCCCACAAUUCACCUAAAUCUGACACAUGAUGCAGACUGGGAAGACGUGGAGGAGGGAAAGGAGGAUGAGGAGGAGGAGGAGGAGGAGGGAAAGGAGGACGAGGAGGUAAAGGAGGACGAGGAGGUAAAGGAGGACGAGGAGGCCACUGAUUACGUCAGUCUUCCUUCUUCAGCAGAAGAGGAUGAGGAUGGUGAAGGAGUGGGACAAAACAGUUUAUUGUUUAUGGAAGAUGAGCAUUCUGGGAUAUGCAGUCUAGAGGACUUGCUGCUGCAGGUCGUGGACAGACUGAAGGUGGAAAUGGAGGCAGACAGGUGGACAGAAAGACAGACAGGUGAGAAGCAGAGGGCGGAGCUUCUGCAGGCGGGAGGACAGGUGGGAAGCUCCGUACAUCAUCUGGUGGAUGCAGUAAGAAGCAAAAGAUGAACCAUAAUGUUUGACUGACUGUGGAGUUUUGAGGAACACCGUUAUGGAUGGGUGACGGGUCUGUUUGACUGCACCCACAACAGUAGCUUUAAAAGCAUCUGACAGUUCAUCUGUAGAUCUUCAGCAAAGUCCAUGUCUUGAUGCUCAGGCCACCUGCAGCUUAUGCAUGUCAUCAAUGACAUUCACAACUUUUAGUUUUACAGAAACAGUCUGAUCGGACGCCAGACACCAAAGAAUGGUUCAAACACAGGAUAAACCAGACCGAUGAGCUAAGUCCAGAACCUUCAAAUGCUUCCUAUGAAGAUGCUCCUUGGUUGCUCAGGCGACGUGUUUGAGAUUCUUGUCCCGCUGGAUGAUCCAGACACAUUUCUCACUGCUAGUCUGUUCUGUCUUGCUUUUGUUUCACAUAAUUUCAUCUCAAGUGGGAAUUUUUUUUAAAAUAGUGAUCUUUAGAUCAGUGUUAUUUCAGCUUGAAGGCAGUUUGUGGCUUAAAAACUAUGUUACUUAAAAACAUUACUUGAAAAUGUUUAUCUUUCGUUUGAUUUUCUUGGUUAGGAUUUAAAAUGUUUAUAUUUCUGUAACAUUAUAUCCCCUUUUUAAGACAAUAAAAUAUAUAUGUUAG
This is a messenger RNA of Oryzias melastigma (Indian medaka), 2407 nucleotides long. RefSeq names its product dystrotelin (gene dytn). Gene Ontology annotation, cellular component: plasma membrane. Bases 58 to 1785 code for a protein of 575 amino acids. Gene Ontology annotation, biological process: synaptic signaling. Lineage: Eukaryota; Metazoa; Chordata; Actinopteri; Beloniformes; Adrianichthyidae. The record is from RefSeq and is a predicted model, not a curated record. The transcript is spliced from 13 exons. Gene Ontology annotation, molecular function: zinc ion binding.